AUGUCUGCCUCUCCUCCAAUCGAGACCGAGAGGAUCCCCUUGGAGGACCAAGCUAAUGCCGCAGCUGGUUCCUCGGACACGCUGAAUGGACGCCCAUCGAGCCCGCCCACGCAGGAACAAGCACCGUCGAUCCGAUGGCGGGAUCUAAAGCGUAAACUACGCCCGCUCCGAGGCGUGAUCCUCGCCUGGGUGGCCUUUUCUGUGUUUUCCGUCAUCUUCUCUGCAUUUGUUGUGUACGUCCUGCUGCGUGGCAAUGUCCGGGUCGGCGGUGUUACCUUUGACGCCUCGACCUCGAACCUGUUGGUCUCUAUAUUCUCGCAGAUAUCAGUUAUUCUCGGGGACGCCCUGAUCCGGGAUCUUCUGGGCGUGAUACGCCUUGCUCUUGCCAAGCGAGAUAGAGGCGUCUCGGCCUUGACGUACUUUGUUAUUGGUCCUGCGUCGGCGUGGACCGAGGCGGCCAGGCAUGCCGUCUUGACGAAGUUCUACAGGUUGAAUCUCUGGUGUGAUUUUAGGGUCGUGCUUCCGAUCAUGGGUCUCGCUCUAGGCUCGGUGAUAAAAUUUCAGGCCCAAUUUGACUAUCACUUUGCCCCGACGAAUACCAACAUGACCGUCUACGCUGGGUUGAUCCCCAUCCGGAUUAUGGUUGUCGAUUCGCCGCUCUUGACGACCGCAGACCUAAGCAUGUAUUUCUAUUCUCUCACAUCCAGUCUUCUCCUUGAUUCUCGCUACGCAAUCCAACAUCGGUUUCCCGGAUGUUCUCAGGAAGGUUGUAGGUCGAUACUGUUACCGGGGGGGUUGGAAACGGCCAGGCGAUACGAUCCCUUGUUAAAGCAUACUGUCUUUGAAGGCGGCAUGUUCGACGGUGCAGACUCGAUCCAGAUUGAGCAUGCUCCAGGAAUGCUGGCCACGUUUGAGAGACUGCCGGCAAACUUCAGCUUCGACCCGGCCGGGUGUACGUAUGCCGGGGAGCGGAUCAACAACACGCUGGUGAUGUGUGCUCAGCAACUAGGCCAGUCGCUAGCUGUAGGCUGGGCCGCAUGUCCCAUCAAGGAAUACUCAGCCCGUCACUGCAGCCCCGAAGUGACGUGGACCUCUGGUCCCAUCCAGUACAGCACAAACGUCUCCGUCUUUGAGCAAUACACGCGGACGACGUACAACCGCAACAACUUCUCGAUCGUCAACACCGAGCUGACCUCCCCCGUCGGCGAGUCCCAGAUAACCCUGAAGGAGGACGAGUACCGCAGGAUAUUCCGCAAGGUCCUCAACGCCAACACGACGAGGCGCUCGGAUCUCAGUAACAUGGACGCUCUCGUGCACUCCAUCACGUGGCUGCACAGGACCUACGAUAACAGCUUUCCCGACGACCAGCAGAGCGUCCUAACGAGCCUACAUAACUUCAUCGGCGUUUCGUUGCAGUUCAUGGUGACGGCGGUCCAGUUUGCAAACUACACUGUCAACGUUGGAGGGGGUACCGAUACCACGUUGGCACUGCCGGACAAGAUGGUCACCUCGGCCGUGAGCGGCCGGUCCAUGCAGAAGCUCAGCAUCCAACCCUGGACGGGUGUCAUCUUCAUCGUCACCGAGGGGCUCAUCAUCGUGUUUACUGCGUUGGCCAUUUUCCUGAUCCUCUGGGGGGUGGAGCGCCUCCCGGACAAGUCAGCGACUGCAGAGAUCGACAUCCUCAGGAACACGAACGAGAUGCGGGCAGCACCGCAGCGGAAUAUACGGCGCUGGGGCUGGUGGCCGUUUCGGGGAGCAAGGAAUGAAGUUGAGCCUAGUGUGCCGGACCUGGAAGAGAGGGAACGGUUUCUGGAUAUGGCCCAGAGCUUGGCACAGAAUGAGCCAUCUCCAAUUCAACCUAGGUCAUUUUGGGGUCGAUUUCGUCGUGUUUUUAGGCAUACGAUGGAUAAAGAACGGGAUUUGCUCCAAUGGGUGGUCUUUUUGCCUGAUACUCCAGAUAUAGAGACUGAGGUUGAAGUGGUGGAGGUUGAGGAUAGUCAUGAGAUUCUUGAGGAUGGGUUGUCUCAACCUCUUCAAGCUGAGAGGACGGUCUCCUCAAUAUCAUAA
This is a messenger RNA of Clonostachys byssicola, 2067 nucleotides long. Lineage: Eukaryota; Fungi; Ascomycota; Sordariomycetes; Hypocreales; Bionectriaceae. The record is from the annotation of a GenBank genome assembly.